AUGCGCAAUUCGGUCGUCGUGGGAUUUGCAGAAACUGUUGACUGCGACGAAGAAUUACCAAAGUGCACACUGUGCAGGAAGCGCAAACUUGAGUGCACUUACCCACCUGACCCGGACAGUCCGAACUCACUCAGUGUUCGGGAUGGUUCUGACAGUGGACCGCUGACACCGGGUGGUGAUCUGCCCCUGCCUACCCGCAUGUUGGAGAUGCGGCUCAUGCACCAAUAUCUCACCUCGACCUAUUUAUCUUUAUCGCAAGAUGGACUAUCUGCGUACCAUCUAUCGAUCACAAUUCCUCAGCUGGCCACUUCCCAUCCCUUUCUCCUGGACAGUAUCCUAGCGCUGACCGCCCUCCACUUGGCCUCUAUUGAAACCGAUAACCGUCAAUCAUGGCUAGAAGCCGGAAUGCGGUACCAAAGUCAGACCUGCGCUGGUCUUGGGAAAUGUCUACCUGAAAUCACCGAGCAACAAUAUGAGCCGGCUUUUGUGGCUUCAGUGUUCAUCCUGCUGUUCGCCCAGGGAUUUCCUGUGAUAUCAACUGAUUCCCACACCGCCGAUGCAUUUUCAAGAGUGAUGGAAGUUCGCACAUUGAUUUCCGGUAGCGCUAUGUUUUUUCACAAACUCAACGACCUCAAGAUAGAAGGAGUGCUCGAUGGGUGGCUUAGUCCACCUGAUACGGAAGAGACGCUAGAACCCCCGCCGCAGAGCGACGAGGUGCACUUUGAAGACCGCGAGCAGUUGUUCGAAAUUCACAAAAAAAUAAUGCAAUCCCUUGGAUCCCUGGAAUCCAUAAUCAAAACAAAUCCAUCACCGAAUCAGGCUUUGUAUAAUUCCACAUUGCAAUUCUUGCAACACGCCAUUGAGCCGUGGCCCAAAAUUGGCGCCCACGGUGGCGUCAUCGCGUGGCCUCUUUUCAUCGCAGAAGAGUUCAUCACGUUGGUCCAAGACGGAGACUGGGUUGCCCGCAUUCUGUUCUUACAUUAUGCCACUGCCAUGCGCCUCGUGUGCAAUCGUUGGUACGUCCGGGAUUGGGGUCGACGACUCGUCCUUGAGACAAUACAGCCACUACAGGAGAUCCCGCCUAUGUGGCAAGAUACUAUUUCGUGGAUGAGACAGGGCAUUGAAGGCGAUCAAGCGCCAUUAGCACACAGAUUUGUCAAAUCAGAAUCAUGA
Messenger RNA from Penicillium verhagenii, 1173 nucleotides. RefSeq lists its product as uncharacterized. Gene Ontology annotation, biological process: regulation of transcription by RNA polymerase II. Bases 1 to 1173 code for a protein of 390 amino acids. Lineage: Eukaryota; Fungi; Ascomycota; Eurotiomycetes; Eurotiales; Aspergillaceae. Gene Ontology annotation, molecular function: DNA-binding transcription activator activity, RNA polymerase II-specific; zinc ion binding. The record is from RefSeq and is a predicted model, not a curated record. The transcript is spliced from 4 exons.